This is a messenger RNA of Uncinocarpus reesii 1704, 1005 nucleotides long. RefSeq lists its product as uncharacterized. Gene Ontology annotation, molecular function: procollagen-proline 4-dioxygenase activity. The transcript has 3 exons. The record is from RefSeq and is a predicted model, not a curated record. Gene Ontology annotation, cellular component: endoplasmic reticulum. Bases 1 to 1005 code for a protein of 334 amino acids. Gene Ontology annotation, biological process: peptidyl-proline hydroxylation to 4-hydroxy-L-proline. Lineage: Eukaryota; Fungi; Ascomycota; Eurotiomycetes; Onygenales; Onygenaceae.
AUGCCACCAAAAACCAAGCCCAAAGCCUCGAACCAAAAGUCCAAGUUCAUUUCGGAAACCGAUAAACAGCAACCACCGCCCAACUGGCCUCCCCUCAAGCCCUUGAUUCCGCCCUCCGACCUCUGGCUUGAGACCGUCCUCCCGGAUCAGAUCUAUGUCAUCAGAAAUUUCCUCACGUCCACUCUGUGCAAGAAUUAUGUGUCUUUCCUGUCCACCCUGCCAUUGGUCACGACACCGGGCAGGCCAAAGAAAGGAGAGGCGGUGAGAGUGAAUGACCGGUUUCAGAUCGACGACAGCGCGUUUGCGGAAAGGCUGUGGAAGGAGACAGCAUUGGACCAAGUGCUACUGGGCGCGGUGGGUGCGGAGAAGGAAGAUUUAUGGGGCGGAAAUGUUGUGGGAUUGAAUCCUAAUAUCAGGGUGUAUAGGUAUACCAAGGGACAAUUCUUUGGACAACACUGUGGGUAUCUCUGCGUUCUUCUUGUAUUUCUAGGGGGAAUACGAAUGCUAAAGUCAAGGUUCAAUGCAGACGAUGACUCCGUAACGGUCCGCCUUCCCUCGUCAGAGGGCCAGGCUAUGCAGGGAAAGACGACGUGGACGCUUUUGAUCUAUUUGACCACCUGCACAGGCGGAGAAACCGUGUUUUAUCCAGAGCCAGUGAUUUCGUCAAAGACGAACGGCCCAAAAUCAAAAGCCUCGAAAGAUAAUAAUGCUCAUAUGGACCCAAUUGUGGCGGAGUUAGAAGUCGUACAAGUAUUCAACGAGUCCAGCUCUAAUCUGAAUAGUGAUCUUAUACCUUGUUACCGCGCUUUGGACGGGCAUUUUUUCUCCGCACAAGCGAACGGCAACGGAAAAGGUGAUAUCCAACGAGGCGAGGAGCUUGCAAGUUCUUGCCAGGCGCACGGAGAGGAACAUGCGUUUGCCGAUAAGCUAGUAGGCGAUGGGCAUCGUGUCGGAAGAUAUGAAUUUCGUAUAACCUCGUUGACCCAAUCGCCCCCUGCGUGUUGA